AUGUGGCCUGUCAUUCUCGUUCCUUAUAAUCUUCCUCCUUGGAAAUGUUUUAAGGACCCAUUCAUGAUGAUGUCAUUGCUUAUUCCUGGUCCUCAAGCACCUGGAAAGGAUAUUGAUGUUUAUUUGCGUCCUUUGAUUGAUGAUUUGAAAGAGUUAUGGAGUGAUGGUGUAGAGACACUUGAUGCGUCAAUUGGGGAGUGCUUUAAGAUGCAUGCCGCUGUUUUAUGGACCAUAAAUGACUUUCCAGCUUAUGGUAAUUUAUCUGGAUGGAGCACUAAGGGAUACAUGGCAUGUCCUACUUGCAAUAAGGAUGCACAUUCACAGAGGGUAAGAAGUAAAAUCUGUUACAUGGGUCACCGUCGGUAUCUUGAAGCUAGCCACCCAUGGAGAAGAAGCAAGAAAUUUGAUGGGAAGACAAAAAAAAGAAUAAAACCAAAAGAGCUCUCAGGAGAUGAUGUCUUGCAACAAUUGGAUUUACUCAGUACUUAUAAACCAGGAAAACACUCAAAUAAUAAGAAAAAUAAACGUCUUCCUAAAGAGUUGAAUUGGGUGAGGAGAAGUAUUUUAUUUGAAUUACCAUAUUGGAAGAGCUUGAAGUUGCGGCAUAAUUUAGAUGUCAUGCACAUAGAAAAGAACAUUUGUGAGAGUAUUCUGGGGACUUUAUUAAAUAUUGAUGGGAAAACUAAGGACACAUAUAAAGCAAGACAAGAUCUUAAGGAUAUGAACAUAAGAAAAGAACUAUGGUUGCAACAUGAUGGUUCUAGUUGUACAAUGCCAGCUGCUUGUUAUAAUAUGUCAAAAAAAGAGAAAAAAAAGUUUUGGGCAUUUGUAAAAGAUGUUAAAUUUCCUGAUGGUUAUGCUUCAAAUAUCUCAGGGUGUGUAAGUGAGGAUGAUGGUAAAAUAAGUAGACUCAAAAGUCAUGACUAUCAUGUCCUGUUACAACGAGUGCUACCUAUUGCUAUUCGUGGAUUUGAAAAUAAAAAUGUCUCUUCAUCAUUGAUUGAGUUAGGCGAUUUCUUCCAACGAUUAUGUUGUAAGACAUUGAGACGAGAUGACUUAGAACAACUUGAAAGGGAUAUAAUUGUUAUAUUAUGUAAGCUUGAGAUGAUCUUUCCGCCUGCUUUUUUCGAUGUUAUGGUACAUUUGGCUGUGCAUUUACCACGAGAGGCUAUGUAUGGGGGACCAGUACAAUAUCGUUGGAUGUACAAAAUUGAGAGGUUCUUGUGUAAGCUUAAGCGUUAUGUGCGAAACAAGGCACGACCUGAAGGUUCUAUUGCAGAAGGCUAUAUUAUUGAUGAAUGUUUGACAUUUUGCUCUAUGUAUCUUACCGGCAUCGAAACUAGAUUUAAUCAUGAAGAUCGAAAUGAUGAUGGAUCUAGCAAGAAAGAUGAACCUGUUCUAGACAUAUUUUCAAAGAGUGCUAGACCAUUUGGAGAUGGAGAUUAUGAUGCCAUACCAAGGAAAGAUCUUGAUAUGGCUCGGUGGUAUGUGUUGAAUAUCUGCGAAGAAGCAGAAUCUUUUCUUCAGUGAGUAAUUUUUCUAUUUAUAUAUUGAUAUUUAUAUUUUUUAAUACUAUUUCUAAAUAAUUUUUUUUUUUUACAUGCAGAGAGCAUAAAGAAGAGUUGGUGAAACAAGAUGUUGGGAAUAUAGAAGAAAAACACAUAGAACAAUUUCCUUUAUGGUUUAAAAGGAAAAUUUUGAAAUUAUAUAAUAAGGACAAGUCAAUGUCUAUCAAGAAAUUAUAUCCUUUGGCAAUGGAAUCUGAUGUGCGUGGAAGAAAACAUACUGGCUGUGUUAUAAAUGGUGUUAGGUAUCUUAUUCAAU
This is a messenger RNA of Lycium barbarum (goji berry), 1824 nucleotides long. RefSeq lists its product as uncharacterized. The coding region runs from base 1 to 1530 and encodes 509 amino acids. Lineage: Eukaryota; Viridiplantae; Streptophyta; Magnoliopsida; Solanales; Solanaceae. The record is from RefSeq and is a predicted model, not a curated record. The transcript has 3 exons.